AACUUUUAUCGUCCACAGUAGACGUUUCUCCGUUAACAUGAAACACUGUGUUUCAUUUAAAGAAAAAACGUCGACAUGUUUACUUAAAACGACACGGAGUUGGUAAACCCAACACUUCUAUCGGGAAAGUCAUCUUAAUUUAUCCCAAUUCACCUCUUUCACUCGACGAACCCUAAUCUUCAAAUCGAUGAGAUGAAUCUGUGACUGCUGAGUGUGCGUUUGAGAGUGAGAAUCAUGUUGGAGAGAAUGAAUUUUCCAAGCCCAAAGUUAGUUCUUCGUUUGUUUUCGUUCUCUUUCUAUUUCGGAUUAAAGAUUUCUACUUUUGAUUAAUAUUCUCUAUUUUUUUCAAUCAAUCUAAGCGAUUUUCAUUUGCUUUUACGGGACUUUCUUUUUUCGUUUGUGGGUUGGAGGAUAUUGGGCUUCAGAUGGAUCUUACAAUGGUGGUCGGACUAAGUGUUGUGGAGUGGAGUUCAGAAGAGGUCUUGAGAGUUCCUCUGUAGUGGACUUUGAGCAUGAAUCAGAUGGAUACAUUCAAUACGCAUAGUGGCAUAAGACGAUGAAAAUACACAACUACUAUAUAUUUUUCACCGAAUUGGUGAUUUUGGGGAGGCAUAAACGCCAUUGAUCAUGACUUUGGUGAGGUAUAAGCAUCAUUAAUGGUUCUAUAGUAAGGUGAUGAUUUUGGUUCAGUCCACAAAAAUAGACCCUUGAUUGCCAAACCUAGAAGAGUCAAGAUCCUAGCAGCUUUUCUUGCAGAGAAUAAUUGUUACUUAAGUUCCAGUACCUUACAAGCUAUAACAAAUAGGUUCGCAUGAGAGUCCACAUUUAGAAUUUUAUCGAAAUAAUAAUUAGCCUUGUACCAGAUUUUCCCUAACAAGAGAAUCUAUAAAAAGUUCCCUUACAAAAAUAUGCCAGUUUUGGAAAGUAUCAUGAAUCCCUUUAUUCUUUCUGUAAUGUAGUGACCAAAUAUUUCGGUGCUUUAAUAAAAUCCAAUUUCAAUCAUCUAACCACACUUUGGCUUACAAUUAAUAUUUUGUACUAUAAAACAUAUACUUUAAAAUCUUCAAAUAUCUUUCUAUAAAAGGGUGCACAGAAAACCCUCAUUUCAGAAAAAAUGGGGUCUCUCACACACAACAUAUCCUUUCUCAUUCUCCUAUUCCUCAGCUUCCUUGCCCUCUCCUUCGUUUGCGACUGUAGCCCUCCUAAACCAUCAUCGGAUCCCCACAACCCGCCAAAUCAUCCCGUCAAACCGCCUCAGUCACCUGCUGUCAAACCGCCAAAACCACCCACGAAACCGCCCACCGUUAAACCACCUCCAUCAACCCCUAAACCACCCAUGAAACCGCCAACCAUUAAACCACCGUCCCACAAGCCUCCACCUGUGGUAACGUCGCCAACACCUUGCCCAGCACCAAUACUCUGCCCACCAAAAUCACCGUGCCCACCACCAAUACCGUGCCCACUACCGACACCAACUCCACCUGUCGUGCCAAAACCAGAGACUUGCCCAAUCGACACCCUGAAACUAGGCGCUUGUGUGGACAUUCUUGGAGGUUGCAUUCACAUGGGAAUUGGUAAAAGCUACGCUAAGCAAACGUGUUGCCCGGUUUUGGGAGGUUUAUUUAGCAUGGACGCAGCCAUUUGCCUAUGUACUACCAUUGAAGCCAAAUUUUUCAAUAUGGACCUCAUCAUUCCCAUUGCUAUUGAGAUUCUUCUCGACUGCGGAAAGCCUCCACCUCCUGGCUUCAAAUGUAAGUUUGAUGAUAUUCUUGGGUAAUUGGAGGUUAAUUUGCGUGUGUGAAACCUUUACUCACUUGUUUCAUUUGAUACGAUAAAAGGGUUUGUUUGGGUUUUCACGCUGUACUUUUUAAGUUCAAAUCUCUGUACGCUUUCAUUUAUUUUUAUGUACAUAGACGUAGUAGGUUGUGGAGUAAAGAAAUGUGAUUUUCAUAGUCAUGCACAUUGCACUGAUGGACCAAGUACAUGUGUAUAAAUUUCGUUGUAUACAUACACGCCUCUAUGCCAACAAAUAUACCAUACUGUA
Raphanus sativus (radish) is the source of this 2044-nucleotide messenger RNA. RefSeq names its product 36.4 kDa proline-rich protein-like. The transcript has 2 exons. Bases 1115 to 1777 code for a protein of 220 amino acids. Lineage: Eukaryota; Viridiplantae; Streptophyta; Magnoliopsida; Brassicales; Brassicaceae. The record is from RefSeq and is a predicted model, not a curated record.